Molecule: messenger RNA, 4537 nt
Organism: Cherax quadricarinatus
Lineage: Eukaryota; Metazoa; Arthropoda; Malacostraca; Decapoda; Parastacidae
Source: RefSeq, a predicted model, not a curated record
UGAUUUAGCGGGAAAGAUAUUCAAAUAAGGAGGACACAGUUGGUCAGGCUUGACUAGUGCUAACAUCAGUGUGGCCAGCGCUGGUAGUGUGGCCCUGGUUGUGUGGCCCUAGUAGUGUGGCCUGACGCCGGUGUGGCCCUAGUGCCCAUACCCUCGUGACACCGCCCCACACUCUGGAGUGCCCUGGAUUAUACCCGCUCGGGAGGGGCCACACGCAAAAGUAUACACACACACACACACAUAUACACACACAAAAAGUGCCGCGGGAAAUAGCGGGUAGCGGGCGGCGGCGGCGGCGGCGGCCAGUGCCCCACCUCUGUGUAUAGUGCCAGGGUCAUCACUGCCUCCGGAGUGGAGUCUCCAGGAUCCCCGGCUACCCCUUCGCCGCCUCCUUCAGCGGCCCUCCUCUCCUUUCGCGGCCUGGCUGACACCUGCGGCCUGGCUGACACCUUCUGCGGCCUGGCUGACACCUUCGCCGCCGCCAAGAUGGAGCACUCAAACUUCGGCUUGUUCGGCUUGAGGCCUCCGUCAGCCGCCAUGGACCUCACCACCGCCUACCGCUACAACCAAAACAUGAUGGAGUAUUAUACUUGUCACGGCGGAGUGAACCAGCUGGGCGGUGUGUUCGUCAAUGGGCGGCCACUUCCUGACAUGGUUCGUCAGAGGAUCGUAGAGUUGGCCCAUAACGGCGUGCGACCCUGCGACAUCUCCCGUCAGCUCCGUGUCUCCCACGGCUGCGUCUCCAAGAUCCUCUCCAGGUACUAUGAAACCGGUUCCAUCAGACCAGGUGUGAUCGGCGGGUCUAAGCCCAAAGUGGCCACACCUACAGUGGUAGAAGCCAUCGCUAACUACAAGAAGCAGAACCCUACUAUGUUUGCUUGGGAGAUUCGUGAGCGGCUUCUCUCAGACGGUGUGUGUGACCAGGAGGGUGUUCCGUCAGUCUCCAGCAUUAACAGAAUCGUGCGCAACAAGGCGGCGGAGAAGGCGAAGCACGGUCUACCAGGCACAAUGUCACCUGUGUCUCAAGCGACCUCCGUCAUUGCCCAUGCUCCACCGGCGCCACACGAGACCGCCCUCCAGCGCCCCGGCUCCUACUCCAUCAACGGCAUCCUGGGCAUCCAGGCCCACACAGAUCCCAACGGCAAUAUCAACAAGAGGAAGAGGGAGGACUCCGGAACGCCCGAGGGCAGCCCCACGGGACACCCUCAGGCAGGGAGUGCUGCAGAUACUGGAGGAGGUGGUGGAGGAGGAGCACCCCCCCUCGCCUGGCAUCACAAAACCAAUCCACAAGCUGAUAAGUUUCAGUGUGGCUACCCAGUCAUAACAGAGUUGGUUCUUCUUGCAGACGAACACCGAGACAUAAAUGAACACCACGAAGAUGAUCUCAAGCGUCAAAGAACACAGUAUAACACUGAUCCUCUCUACACUAACAUGUUAUGGUCGAAACAAUGGUCGACGUUGAAGACAGAAGAAGCGGCCAAGACGCUCUUGCCUGAUCUUGGAGGAGGAGUGCCAGGAGGAGCCGCGUCUCCCUACAGCAGCGUGCAAUCAUUCGUGGAUCACACGACCAGCUACCCAUCAGUAUCAGCGGCUUCCAUCUCUACUGACGCCCUCUACGAGACCAUGUCAAUGACGCAAUCCAAUAGUAACCAUAUCUACUCGCCUCCGCUCGCUACCUCGCUAGGUAGCGCAGGUGGACUGACGCCUCUCACACCCAUCACUAUGCAAGACGUGAAGCCAGUCCUUGCGGCACCCUCACUCCUUGAUACCAACGCCUCUCAGUACCAACAAGGAGGCAGCGUGUACACACCCCUCAGCACCCCCCAGCCUACUUCCAACGCCGGCUACACCAACACCCUGGCCACUCACUACCCUGAGCAAACUUCGGUGUCUCCGCCUCACUGCAGCAGCGAGAGUGUGGCGCCUCUGGACAACCUGGUGGUAGCGCCUUGUUCCUCGCCCCUCAAGGCUGACACCCCCUGCACCACCGCCCUCACAGUCCUACAGCCUGCCUCACACGCCCACGCUGCCACUCACCACGCCCAUGUAUCCACUCAUGCGCAUGCACCUACCCACGUGCACUCUUCAACGCAUGCCCAUGUACCCAUGCACGCCCAUGUAGCGGCCACACCUGAUCCGACCUACACCACCCUCCCGCCCAUCACACACUACUCAGGUACGGCCAGCAUAGGAGCGAUGACAGACUACACGUACACGUCUCCGUACACCCAAUACUCCUCUACCUACCCAGCAUACGGCUACGGCACCGGAGGGCUCCUUAACAUGGGUAACUACAGUACCUCCGGUAACAGUAUCAACAACAACAACAACAAUAACAGUGGCGGUGGUAGCAACAGCGCGAGCGGUGGCACCAACGCCCACACCGCCACCAACACCAGCAACACCAACUCCUCGGCUCGCCUGCGCAUGUUGCAGUCGACGCUUGGUUCCUCCGCGUGCCUCAGACAAGACCGCUGCACGUAAUGCUGCGUCUCUUCCACCUCGCCAGAGUCUCCGUUAUAUACAGGUGUCCGGUUUAUCAAGACAGCGGUAAUACAACGGGGCUUCGUUACUACACCUGAGCAGUGACUGUCCAGUGUCACUUUGUGUGAACCAGAAACUGUAUUUCAUGAAGCGCUGAACCCAUGUGGUCCAUUCAGCGCAAGGAGAGGCGGAAUCUCGAUCCUCUGUCCGCUAAUCGGGGCCUGGUUCCUAUCCACUCAGACUGUUUGUUGUAGAACGAGGAGGAAGAAGGAAUGGGCACUCAUAAGGAGGAAAGAGAGAAGGAGAGCAAGAACCUGAAGACAACCUUUGAUAAGUCUCCAUGACCGCAGUGCGGGGAGACAACUAGUUUAGCUGAGUACGUGUUUAAGCAGCACGGACCGAUCUCUAGCUAGGAUACCAAAGAACCACCACCCUCAAGUCACGAGCUUGCGUGAGUCAGGUCCCUGCCGGACCCUUCCUUCUUCAGGCACACACACACAGGAAAGAACCUCAGCAACCCCAGGCAUUUCAUUUUGUACAUAGCACCCUCUAAGGCCUUCCUAGUGUGUCUGAAGGAGGUAAGCGAGGGGCACAAGUGCCUGACUCUCACACACACCUCUUUCCACUCUGGGCGUGGGAAGCCGUCCUCCUGUAACAGGAUGACUCUGGCAUCUCCCAGCGCCAGUAACUUUACCUAUCGGCUCUCGGUUUUCAUUGGGGUUUAUCGCUGUCCAGGACAUAGAUCUACUGACUCGUGUUUUUGGCAUUGAUCAAAAACUUUCUAAAUCCCUAUAACAUUAAGUUUUUUCAACAAAGGCGCCUGUGAAACGGUGAUUCGAUUACCUCUUACAUUUAUAUAUAUAUAUAUUAUAUAUAUAUAUUUAUAUAUAUAUACAUGCACAUAUACCUCUCUGUCAGAAGAGGCUAAGAACAACAGAAUACAGACUGUUGUUAUGUUGGAGGUCCUCCCCAUUACCUCUAAAGGCUGUUUACCAAAGAAGCGUCUUCUGGCUUCUGCCUCCUUAGCCUGUUUGUACAAGGCAAUGUUUAGUCAGGUGGACCUCUCUUGCGGAGGUUACUAUAUGUUUCCUAAUUGUAGGAGACGGUUUUAUAUCGACGAGUUUUUAAAGGAAUGACAAGUUGAAUUGUGUAUUAAAAAUAAAGACCUAUUUAUAAUGUCUGCUGAAAAUAAUCAGGUAGGUCGUAGUGUUAAGAAGAGAGUAGGGUUACAGUAAGGAUUUUUUACGCUGGUUCUUUUUUUUUUUAAUAUUUAUUUUGCCCAUUAUCACUCAGUUACAGUGUACAGUAUUAGCCCGUAGUGUUACUGCUCGCAAUAUCUAGCAGCCCCCGUGUUCUACAGUCACAAAGUGUUAUAUCAAGUGUUUAUAUAAGGCUAAUGGUGAUCGGUAUUCAUAGCCAAAUACCGAUUAUUCUGUAUUUCGUAGAUUCAGUACAGAUUUUUGUAAGUCACACCACCUACGGGUCAGUCCAGACCUGCUCGGCAGGAGUCUCAGUUUUACAAAUUAAAAAAAAAAGUUAAAAGGUCACUUUUAUGUAUGGUUGUGUACCUUAGCAUCAGGUAUCAGUUUCGUAUAUGGCUACAUAAACUAGUCUUGUUUAUUAAAGAAACAAUCAGUCCCUAUUAUCACCCUCAAGAAGUAUUACGGUAUUUGUGAUUCCCUCAUAAAGAACUUAAAUACUCUCCCUACAUCCGAAUCUGUAUUGAUCUUACUCGACUUGAUUCUCAAUGCAAAAAAAAAAAAAAAAAAAAAAUCAUACUCUUAGAAAGAUUUCUCCACCUGGGAACGGCACUCAAAGUGUGGUUCGAUACAGAGCUGGAGAAGCCUCAUAUCAUUGUUUCGGAGCGCAGGCUAUUGGGUGUGGUAUAAAGCUUUUAUGGAAGUUUAUCUGUAGUCCUCUCCUGGGCCUCCACUGCAUUGUUCUUGUAUAGGUAAAUUAUUAUCAUAUAUUUUUUCUUGGUUUGUGCACAUCAACAUGUAAAGUCACUGUAAUUCUUUGUUUUUGUUGCUUAAAAUUUUUGUCAUUUCAGUUU